Messenger RNA from Plutella xylostella (diamondback moth), 1209 nucleotides. RefSeq names its product alpha-1,6-mannosyl-glycoprotein 2-beta-N-acetylglucosaminyltransferase. Gene Ontology annotation, molecular function: alpha-1,6-mannosylglycoprotein 2-beta-N-acetylglucosaminyltransferase activity. NCBI's taxonomy places the organism in Eukaryota, Metazoa, Arthropoda, Insecta, Lepidoptera, Plutellidae. Gene Ontology annotation, biological process: protein N-linked glycosylation; oligosaccharide biosynthetic process. Gene Ontology annotation, cellular component: Golgi membrane; Golgi stack. The record is from RefSeq and is a predicted model, not a curated record.
AUGCUUCCGAAACGGCCAGGCGUUUGUGACUACGUGCUGAUAGCGGUGUUGUUGGUGGGGUACUUGGUCGCGACGUCGUACAUAGUGCAGUGGUGCUCGCGCCGGGAGCAGCCCGCGCCCGCGCCGGCCGACGCGCUGGACGGGUACCUGCAGCAGUGCGGCGUCCCGGCGCCCGGCCUGCCGCGCCUGCGCGCCUUCAUCAACCACAGCCGCCGGACCGUCCGCAACCAACACAUCUACGGACCGACGCGACCCAACGACACCGUCAUCGUCAUUCUCGUCCGGAGCAACCAGACCGACCUCACUCGACUCAUCAGCGACUUCCAACUUGUGGCCGACAUCGAUCGAACCUUGCUAAUAUUCUCACACUUCUACGUCAGUCAGUACGCAAAUUGGGAAAUCGAGGCGAUAGAGUACACUAGAGUUCUGCAGAUCUUCUUUCCGUUCACGAGCCAAGUUUGUCCAGAUUUCUUCCCUGGGCCCAAUGAUCUGUACUGCGAGUACAAGGCGGACUGCGGGGUGGUGCUGCGGGGGGUGCGGGACGAGGGCUGCGCGCAGCGGAAGCUGUUCUGGUGGUGGACCGUCAACUUCGUGUUCGAGGUGGCCGACAUCGGCUUGUCCCACAACACCACCGUGCUCUUCAUGGAAGAGGAUGACAUCGUGACUCCAGACUUCCUGUACACUCUGAUGCUCCUAAAAGAUACAGCUAAAAGAGAGUGUCCAUAUUGCGACUUCCUGAGUAUCAACGGUAAUGAUCCAUCCAUUUACAAACGCCAAGAUAUCAGCCCGAACACUGCCAUCGAGUCUGCUUUCCAAGCGACAGAUUUUUCUUCAGGUUUGGCCUUUAACAAGACGAUCUAUUACAAGCUUAAAAUCAUGGGUGACUCGUAUUGCUUCUUCAACGACUGCGGGUGGCAGAGCUCGCUCCAGCACAUGACGGUGUCGGCGCGGCCGAUGCUGAGGUUCCACAUCCUGUACGUGGAGCUGCCGCGGCUGCUGAAGGCGGGGGCGCUGGCGGCGGCGCGGCUGCGGCCGGAGCAGCUGGACCGGCACAUGUUCCCGCCCGCCCUGCAUGUGCGCCGCGCCCCCGCGCCUGCCCCCGGUGACGUCACUGCUCGAGGCAACUUCGCCGACGUGCGGGACCGCUACCUCUGCAUGCUCUCUAUGGGGAUGAGGGUUUUCUAUACAAAUAACAACACUUCGCUUUAA